CGUAUUGAAACUCAAGCACUCACGAUAAUGGUUCGUCUGGGUCUUUUGGAGAUCCUUGUGAUCCUUCUGGUCUGCAGUGCCUAUAAUCCCAGUUCUGCAAUUCGAUCGGCGCAACUUAGUGAGAAGCAAUUGGAAUGGAUAACGAAAUCGGGAGGAGUUAACUUCCAAAAUCGUGUAAUUAAUGGCGAGGAUGCGGAGUUGGGCGAGGCCAAGUACCAGAUAUCGCUGCAGGGAAUGUUCGGCGGUCACAUAUGCGGUGGAUGUAUUAUCGAUGAACGACAUGUCCUGACGGCGGCCCACUGUGUCUAUGGAUAUAAUCCCCCUUACCUGCGAGUGGCCACAGGAACGAUUCGUUGGGCCGAACCGGAUGCCAUGUAUUUCGUAGAGGAGUAUUGGGUACACUGCAACUACAACAGUCCAUCGUACUACAAUGAUAUCGCUCUGAUUCGGCUGAACGAUACGAUAAAGUUCAAUGAGUACACUCAACCAGCAGAGCUGCCCUCUGCGCCGCUGGCCAAUGGGACGCAAUUGCUGCUCACGGGCUGGGGAUCCACGGAACUGUGGGGCGAUACCCCCGAUGUGCUGCAGAAGGCGUACCUCACGCAUGUGGAUUACCCAACUUGCCAGGAGAUGAUGGACAACGAUCCCCUGAAUGGGCCUUGCCAUGUCUGCACUCUGACGUCCGGUGGACAGGGAGCUUGUCACGGCGACUCCGGUGGUCCAUUGACCUCAAAUGGAGUGCUCUACGGACUAGUUAACUGGGGCUAUCCCUGCGCCCUUGGAUAUCCCGAUAGCCACGCCAGCGUUUACUAUUAUCGGGAAUGGAUCAGAAGCAUGAUCUCGGGACCUUGCAGCACCUGCCACUGCUACGCCAGCAACUAUUAAUGAUGGUAAAGGAACACGUUUAAGUUGCUCGAUCAACUUAGAUACAAAAAAUCGCCUAGGUAAGGUAAUACUUUAACUAAUUUGUUUAAAUAAAAGUCAAAAGGCGGCAAACGCCGUGUAAUAAUAAGAAUCAAAA
This is a messenger RNA of Drosophila eugracilis, 1021 nucleotides long. RefSeq names its product chymotrypsin-2. Gene Ontology annotation, biological process: proteolysis. NCBI's taxonomy places the organism in Eukaryota, Metazoa, Arthropoda, Insecta, Diptera, Drosophilidae. The coding region runs from base 28 to 885 and encodes 285 amino acids. The transcript has a single exon. The record is from RefSeq and is a predicted model, not a curated record. Gene Ontology annotation, molecular function: serine-type endopeptidase activity.